CUUCAUGAUGCAACGGUGCUCAGUGUCUUCCCGCCGAUGAGGAACAAACUAAGAACCUCAAUAACGAAACAAGAAACAAACGAUAGUUAAACCAUGGCGCUCCGUGCCUGUGGGUUCAUCGUGUUUCGGCGUCUUGCAAACUGUCUUCCUCCACAAGACAACAUUGAGUACCUCCUCUUGCAGACCUCUUAUGGGCAACACCACUGGACCCCACCUAAAGGCCAUGUGGACCCAGGUGAGGAUGAUCUCACCACAGCUCUUAGGGAGACUAAAGAAGAGGCAGGGCUUGACGCAGAGGACCUUCAGGUGGUUGAAGGCUUCCUAAAGGAGCUGCACUAUGAGGUGAGAGGUCGACCCAAGGAGGUUCUGUACUGGCUGGCUGAACUGAAAGACCCAGGGACGCAGGUCAUUUUGUCUAAUGAGCAUCAGAACUACCGCUGGGCCCGGCUGGAAGACGCAUGCACUCUUGCCCAGUACAAAGAGAUGCAGGACACUCUUAGAGAAGCACACAGACACUUAAAAACUCAGCAGGACAAGAAGUGACACAUUGGGGAUUCUUGGGUCUGACAUUUAGGAGUAUCUAGUUCCUAUCAAGCUAGUACUCACCUGGAAGUACCUAUCACACUGUCAAUCAUUGGGAAUUGGGAUUUUUACAACAUUAGUAAUGGAAUUGGUUGCAAACGUAGUAACCGUUUCAUCUCAGUCAGUUCAAUUAUUACUUUAAAAAUCUAUUUAGAUCUUUUAUUGUCCUAGAUGCCACUAACAACUUGUGUCGUUUAACAAAAAAUAAAAGUACUGUUUUUCUAUUACUGGCUACUGGACCACCUCUGUUGUGAAGUAGUCAGUGUUAUAUGGACUAUGAUUGAUCACAUAGUUCCAGUAGUAGUAGAAUGGUAAAAGCAGACAUAUCUGUUUGCAUCUCUAAGUAGUAUGAAUUAGAGUUGGAAUAAAUAUGUGUAUUGCUGCUGUAAGGGGAGCGCAUUCUCUUGUUCAAGUAAAGAAACAGUCAGUUUGGCCACAAGAGGGAGACAAAAACAAACAUUUUCCCCACAGCUACAACACACCAUAGGUUUCACCAAUGGUUCCCUGGUGUACUACAUCAUGAUGUUAUACCUGGUCUUGUGUUACACAGCACAUAGUACGAAAAAUACACCAUUAUCCUAUUUUCAGAUAAAACGGUGAAACCGUAGUAUGAGUGGCAUGGACGCCGCUGACAAUCAUUACUAAAUUGUAACGUUUAAUACUGUUGUAAUGUUCAAUCAGGUCAUUGUAUUCUCAGGGCGUUGAAUCAGUGGCAACUGGACUGUUCAGGAUCACACUUGAGCUGUCCUAUGGAACUCUCUAGCAUGAACUGGUUAAGCCUGCUUGUGAGUCUUGAGAGUUGCGAUCAAUUCAAUGCCCUGAGGAUACCGUGUAGUAGUUUGUGAUAGCAAUUUGAAAUAACACUGACAAAGUUAUUUAUGCCUAAAUGGCAUGUACUGCAUUUUCCCAACUGUACAGGGCAGCAGGGCAAGCGGUUUCUUGGGAAGAUUACUUUUUAGAUUACCUUUUUAGCACAAAUAAUUAAAAUAGCAAAUUAUAUUACAAUUAGAACAAUAAAUAAUAUCCUGUUUUGAAGGAUAUGAAUUAUUCUAAUCCAUGGAAUUCAUCCAUGGAAGAGGAAAUUCCAAAACAAGACACAAUUGAUGAAGGGAUUGAUAUUAUCGAUAGGAAUCUUAAUUCUAUGUUUCUCACUGCUGUAACCAAAAAGGAGAUCACUGACAUUGUUAACCAUUUUAAGGCAAAAACAUCAACUGAUUGUCAUGGAAUCGAAAUGGAAACAAUUAAAAGGGUCAUCAAUGAGAUCGCAGACCCGUUAACAUAUAUUAGUAACUUAUCAUUUCAGACUGGAAUAUUUCCAAGCAAAAUGAAAACAGCCAAGGUGGUUCCAAUUUUCAAAAAAGGAGACAAACACCAAUUUACAAAUUAUCGACCAGUUUCCUUGUUACCACAAUUCUCGAAAAUUGUGGAGAAGCUAUUUAAUAAUAGGUUGGACAAAUUUAUUAAUAAGAAUGAAUUAUUGGCAAGUAGUCAAUAUGGUUACAGAGCCAACAUUUCAACUUCUAUGGCACUGAUGGAAAUCACGGAGGAAAUCACUACUGCCAUAGACAACAGAAGAUGCGCAGCUGCAGUAUUCAUGGAUCUGACAAAAGCCUUCGAUACAAUUAAUCACACUAUUUUAAUUUCAAAAUUAGAAAGGUACGGAAUUAGAGGUUUAGUCUUAAAUUGGGUUAAAAGCUACCUAGCAAAGAGGAAACAAUUUGUAAAGCUAGGAGAAUAUACAUCUGGGAGUCUACACAAUACGUGUGGAGUACCACAGGGGUCCAUACUGGGACCAAAACUGUUUAACUUGUACAUUAACGACAUUUGCAAAGUAACUAACAACUUAAAAUUGGUCUUAUUCGCCGAUGAUACCACUGCUUUCUGUUCUGGUGAAAGCACACAAGAACUCAUUAAAAAGGUCAAGGAUGAAAUGGUCAUAUUAAAGUCAUGGUUUGACAAGAAUAGAUUAUCUCUGAAUUUAAGUAAAACUAAAAUAAUGCUAUUUGGUAAUAGUAGAAAGGACACGUACGACCAAAUACAAAUUAAUGGAACGGAUAUUGAAAAAGUGGAAGAAUAUAAAUUCCUUGGGGUUAUAAUAGAUGAAAAAAUGAGUUGGAAAUCUCAUAUUAAAUAUAUACAACAAAAGGUGGCGAGAAAUAUCUCUAUAUUGAAUAAAGCAAAAUAUCUUCUUGAUCAAAAAUCACUCCACACUCUGUACUGUUCCUUAGUAUUACCAUAUCUAACGUAUUGUGUGGAGAUAUGGGGAAAUAACUACAAAAGUAAUCUUCACUCACUCACUGUACUGCAAAAAAGAUCUGUGAGGAUAAUUCAUAAUGCCAAGUAUAGAGAACAUACAAACCCUUUAUUUUUAAAAUCACAGAUAUUAAAAUUCACAGAUUUAGUACACUUUCAAACCGCUAGAAUAAUGUAUAAAGUUAAUAAUAACUCGUUACCCAAAAAUCUAAUCAAGUAUUUCUCAAUCAGAGAGGAGAAAUAUGAUCUUAGAGGAAAAUUAAACCUAAAACAUUUAUAUGCGAGAACAACGCUGAAAACCCAUAGCAUUUCCGUGUGUGGAAUUAAAUUAUGGAACGGAUUGAGUAAAGAACUCAAACAAUGUACAGAGAUGAGCAAAUUCAAAAAACAAUACAAGCAGUUGAUGUUUGCCAAAUACAAGGCAGAAGAGUCCUGAUUGUUCUGUCAGGUUUG
Molecule: messenger RNA, 3288 nt
Organism: Dunckerocampus dactyliophorus (ringed pipefish)
Lineage: Eukaryota; Metazoa; Chordata; Actinopteri; Syngnathiformes; Syngnathidae
Gene: nudt2
Product: nudix (nucleoside diphosphate linked moiety X)-type motif 2
Exons: 3
Coding region: 94-543 (149 amino acids)
Biological process (GO): ATP biosynthetic process; AMP biosynthetic process
Molecular function (GO): bis(5'-nucleosyl)-tetraphosphatase (asymmetrical) activity
Source: RefSeq, a predicted model, not a curated record